Molecule: messenger RNA, 1911 nt
Organism: Onychostoma macrolepis
Lineage: Eukaryota; Metazoa; Chordata; Actinopteri; Cypriniformes; Cyprinidae
Product: interferon gamma receptor 1-like
Exons: 6
Coding region: 196-900 (234 amino acids)
Molecular function (GO): protein binding
Source: RefSeq, a predicted model, not a curated record
AGCGCCGCUUCCCUGGAAACCUCGUGCUGCGUCUCAUGUAGCUCUGUGACAACAGGGACCUGAACUAAAAACUUCACUUUCACUACACUUGGAGAACAGUCAUUUCGACAGGAUUAUCAUUUUUAUUAGAAGAUAUAGGCUAAUAACAGGCUAUAUAAUAAUAAGUAAAUUUUGGAUUGAAACUCGCUGGUAAUAAUGCGGAUUCAGAUCCACAUCAGUGUCACUGUCUUGAUCCUGAUCCACAAAUCCGCCUCAGAGGCUGUGAGUCUCCCGUCUCCUGCUAACGUGUCUAUUCAGUGUGACAGCUAUGGAGUUGAAGUUCGAUGGGAAUAUCCUGAUCUCAGUCAGGACGUUUACUUCCAGGUGAAGGUGAAAGGCGAGUUCAGUGAAAGGAACUCUAAUCUUACACAAAAGCUGCAUUUAAACAUAUCCAGUAUGCUGUCUGAGCCAGCAUACAACCGCUACUAUGUUAAUGUGAUGGCCGUACGAGGAGGAGAGAAGUCAGAGCCGACCAAAUCAGAUGCCUUCAGCUAUAACGUAUAUGCUACCGCCCAUAUUAAGUGUUAUUUGGAUUUUCCUGAGGUUAAACUUUCUCCCAAAGAAGGCAAACUUCACGUCCAGUUCAGCAACCCUCUUCAGCUGUACAGAAACUCGCCGGCUCUGCGCGGCCUCACCGAUAAUCUGGUAUACUGUAUCGAAACAGAAGAGGGAAAGAAUGAAGUCUGUGAAACCUGUCAAAGUAAGCAAAAUACAUCAUGCGAGACAUCCGUAGUGUUUUCUGAGCACAGAGGUGAAUACUGCAUCAAUCUGACCGGAAAGAUCGGACAGAGGUUUUUCAAUCUCAGAAGCAGCUGUUUCACAGGAGACAUAAGAAGCUCUUUUCACUUCACAAGACAUUAACUGAUGGACUGGAGUUUCGUGGAUUACUGAGAUGUUUUUAUCAGCUGUUUGGACUCUCAUUCUGACGGCACCCAUUCACACUGCAGAGGAUCCAUUGGUGAGCAAGUGAUAUAAUGCUACAUUUCUCCAAAUCUGAUGGAGCAGCCACAUGAGCGUCUCCUUGCUUCUCCUUGUUUGUUCAGUGAUCACAUUCACUCCACAUCUGCUUCCUCAAAACACAGCAGCUGUAAUGCUUUAAGAGGCUUAACUCACCGCUUUCGGUUUCUUUGUGCUUGUGUUUAUGUCUGUGUUUGUUUUAUCAGCACUUCAGGGUUUUAUCUUAAUACCCGACUGUUAACUUACUCAUCUUAGUAGCUGAUUUGUGUUAUUGUUGUUGUACCUGUCCAGCUGUGACGAACACAACACUUUCUUACAGGUCGCUUCAGUCUGCAGGCAAUGUAAAUGUAAACGCUGCACAAUAAGUAAGUGAGCGGGGAUUGAAUGAGUUUGAUUACUGUUGUGUUGCAGCAUUUAUAACUCAUUCAACCUUGUUUCCAAAGAUAUAACUUUUUUUCCUUAUAUAUUACUAUCCAAAAGUUAAACAAUACUGUUCUCAAGUUUGGGGUCAAUUAGAGUUUUAUUGUUUUGAAGGAUCUUAUUCAAUCAUUUAUUCUCCAUUCAUUUAUUCAUUUAUAAUAAUUUUUCAUUUAAUCAUAUAAUCAUUUAUAAUAAUUAUUAUAGCCAUUUGUAUACUCAUUUCAUUGAUUCAUUAACGGAUUAGUCAUUUUUUGUAUUACUGUUUUUUUUUCCCAUUGUUGUUUAGUCUUAUGAUUGUGUGUUUCAAGGGCUGUUUGUCUUCAUGAAUAAGAGAUACAAGGGAAUGUUGAUGGAAAUUCAAGGUUUAUGGGAUGUUGUAGUAAAGCAGUUUGGAAUAACAGUACUUGUUGGAUUUGUGUUCGUGAGACGAAGUCUGAGCAUUGAAACAUACGCUACUACAAUUAUACAAUAAACUCUGCUCCUUUUUUAUCAUCA